Messenger RNA from Armigeres subalbatus, 1113 nucleotides. RefSeq lists its product as uncharacterized. NCBI's taxonomy places the organism in Eukaryota, Metazoa, Arthropoda, Insecta, Diptera, Culicidae. The record is from RefSeq and is a predicted model, not a curated record. The transcript has 3 exons. Bases 1 to 1113 code for a protein of 370 amino acids.
AUGGCCAGCACACGCAAAAAGAUCUAUCUGUUUUUAUUUGUUUCGCUAUGGCAAUUCCAGCAAGUUUUGCUUUCAUUAGAAACUGAUGAAAUCCCCAAUGCUGUGGAUAAUGAAGCCGCCGAUCUGUCAUAUGCUGAAGAUCGUGAAAAUUAUUUGAAUGGAACUGAAGGGCUUAUGGAAUUGAAUGGAUCAGUGGACGCUGACUCUGCAAUAGAUAAGUCAAGCUUUCCAACGGAUCCGGAAGCCAUUUCGGUUGAUUUAAACCGUACGCUGGAUUUGAACGGGACAGUGGUGGGAGUUCGAUCGAUUAUGCAUACCUUCGGUGAUACAUCGUAUAGCAAUUCUUCUUUUUCGAAUUGGACUGAGCCAUCUAUUGUUCCAAUUGCAGUCGCUAGCCCUUUCCCAUUAGGUUCCAAUGCAACACCGUUUGUACCAUAUUCCAAUUCCAUUUCGUUUCUUCCUAAUGCAUCAAAUUUCGACGCGUCCUAUUUCGCUUAUUCGGCGAUACCAGUUCAAAAUUAUUCGUAUACGAAGAUAGUGCCGUAUUCUAUGACAAUAUCGAAACCAUCCUAUACCAAUUUAUCAAACUCUGGAAUGGGUGUCGUUUACUCGUCACCUGAUUUUCCGAGUAAUUUCGCUCCGUAUUCAAGUUUCAAUCAAUUAAGCAGUGGUGUCGUCUAUUCUGGACCUACGCUACAUAAACAUAAAUAUAGCAAUGUAGUGAAAAAUGAAGAAUCAACUAAAGGUUUAACGUCUCAAAUUCAACCGCCAAGCUCUAUAACAAACUUUAAGAAAGCCGUGGUUCGCGUACCGACAUCACCAACAACUGUGAGCCCCAUUCGAGGGACUACCAAGAGGAAGCCGCGUUUUCGAUCGGUCGGCGGUACUUCGAAGAAACCCCAAAUUAGGUCAACGAAAGGGACAUUCCGAUCGCCAGGAUCAACACGGAAACCGAAGUCGCAAUUCAGAAAUGUUAAGCAAAGUAGAACCCAGCGCACAACCAAGGCUGUGUUUAGAAAGGUUCGAAGGACUACUAAAACGCAAAUUAGAAACCCAUUCAUGCCGGAUUUGAGCGAGCUGCAAGAUUUGAUUAAAAUUUUAGAUUCUCUGUGA